This is a messenger RNA of Lingula anatina, 1659 nucleotides long. RefSeq lists its product as uncharacterized. NCBI's taxonomy places the organism in Eukaryota, Metazoa, Brachiopoda, Lingulata, Lingulida, Lingulidae. Gene Ontology annotation, molecular function: extracellular matrix structural constituent conferring tensile strength. Gene Ontology annotation, biological process: extracellular matrix organization. The record is from RefSeq and is a predicted model, not a curated record.
AUGCUGAAUGAAUAUAAACAUAGUUGUAGGUACUCUGGGCCCACCAGGGACAGGCGGACCCCCUGGAACCAGUGGACCCCCAGGAACCAGUGGACCUCCGGGAACUGGGGGUCCACCUGGUACUGCAGGCCCACCAGGGACAGGAGGACCUCCUGGCACAGGGGGCUCACAGGGAACAAGUGGUCCAGCGGGAACAGGUGGUCCUCCUGCAACCAGUGGUCCUCCUGGAACAGGUGGCCCUCCAGGUACAGGUGGCCCACCAGGAACCAUGGGACCGCCCGGAAGCAGUGGGCCACCGGGAACUGGACCAGUGGGCCACCAGGGACCAGUGGGCCACCAGGGACCAGCGGGCCACCAGGUUCAAAUGGACCUCCCGGAACUGAAGGUCCACCCGGGACAGGAGGUCCAUCAGGAUCGGGUGGUCCUCCAGGAACUGAAGGACCUCCUGGCACAGGAGGUCCCCCUGGCACGCAAGGACCACCAGGAACGGGAGGACCUCCAGGGCCAACAGGACCACCUGGGUCAGGGGGUCCUCCAGGUACAUCAGGACCUGUUGGCCGUGAUGGCCCCCCAGGCACUGGUGGUCCUGACGGUGAAGCAGGGCCAACAGGAACUGGUGGGCCACCCGGACUGAAGGGUGUUACUGGAACUAUUGGACCACAGGGAACUGGAGGUCCACCUGGAACCCGCGGGCCUGAUGGAACAGGUGGUCCUCCCGGGAGAAGUGGUCUUCCAGGAACUGGUGGACCACAAGGCACCAGUGGACCACCAGGAACAGUUGGUCCCCAAGGAGCAGCAGGACCUCCAGGGACAAGAGGACCCCCAGGACUAAGUGGACCUAUAGGGAUGGUUGGUCCUGCUGGAACAGCUGGUCCACCAGGGUUAAUAGGGCCUCCUGGACCAACCGGGACAGGAGGACCACCUGGCACAGCCGGACCAAAAGGGCUUCCGGGAAACCAAGGGCCACCAGGUGACUCAGUGCAAGGCAUGAAGGGGAUGAAGGGCAUGGCAGGGGAUCCAGGUCAGCAAGGACUUCCAGGGUCUGUUGGACAUCCGGGAGAGAAGGGAAUGCAGGGAGCCAAAGGCCUUCCGUUCGUUGGAAUGAAAGGAGAAAAGGGAAUGUCUGACAGAUUUUUCGUAGUAUUGCGUGGACGGACAUUUUCUCCAACUACAAGAUUCUUUACACGAACAGUACCCCCAACUACCAGAUUCUUUACACGAACAGUAUCUCCAACCACAGGACGGUUUGCACGAACAUUACCUCAAACUUCAACACGCUUUGAGAGUCUUACUACUCGCUUUGCCUCACAAGUUACGACCACUGGUCCAUUCCUUUUCCUAAAAGGUGACAAUCAGAAUGGUACCCCAAGACGUGACAACAGCAAAGAAGACUCCGAUAUUCUGCAACAACUGAAGAACGCUGUGGUACAUGAAAUUGUACUAGGAGUAAUCAUAGGAACGGUUUUCCUAGGGACCAUCUACCUCUAUGUAGCAUAUUUUAAGCAAGUGGCGUAUGAAAAACGUGAAAUUGAAAAAAUAAGAAGGAAAUUAGAUGUGAUGAAGCCUUAAGAGGGAACUUUCUUCAAAUGCUCAUAUUAAUCAUAUGUAUGUAGAACCUGGGGCGGAAAUUUUUAAAUGUUGGAAUAUUCAUUCUAUGAC